AUGGCAGGCGGGGAAGGUUCGCUGAGCCGGGGCACCGCCAAGAGCGCGGCGGCGGCGACGGGACCACAGGGCCCGUUGAAGAGGUACCCCACCAAGAGGAAGGCGAAGAAAGAAGCGCCGGCCACCGGACCUCACGGUUCGUCGAAGGGGUCCUCCACCAAGAGGAAGGCGGCGAAGGAUCCGGCGUCUUGUCGGAUGCCACUUCCGCGCGCCACCCGAAGGAAGGCCAAAGAUGUGGAGGAGGCAGCGGCGGCUAUGUUGGCGCCAGGAGAACAGAAGUUCCGGCAGCUGUCAAAGGCGGACAUCAGCUGGAUCCUGGCUUUGAAGCCGAUGAAGCCCCCAGCCCGCCUAGCUGUCCUGAAGCGCAGCAAUCCGGAUCUGACGCCGCAGCCGCGUGAGGAGGCGGACGAGGACAAGAGGAGGCUCUACCGCCUGGCCAAGGCGUUCUUCGAGAUGGAAGAGGGGCUCCCCAGGACGCAGGAGUGGGUGCGCAGCGAGCUGGAGAAGAAGGGCUACGUCGAACUCGACGUGGCGAGCGCCAAGCGCAGGGCCGAGGUGCAGGCAGUGAUCGACCGAGAAUGGCCAGCAAUCGAAGAAAAAAUGAAAUCCCUCAUCCUCUCUGAAAAGGAGUACCAAGGUGGUGACGAGAGCGAUUCAGAUGAGGGUGAAGGCUCCGAUGAGAGUGAAGACGAAGACGAAGAAGAGGAUGAACUGUACUACUAG
Messenger RNA from Miscanthus lutarioriparius, 723 nucleotides. The record is from the annotation of a GenBank genome assembly. Lineage: Eukaryota; Viridiplantae; Streptophyta; Magnoliopsida; Poales; Poaceae.